Molecule: messenger RNA, 1449 nt
Organism: Salvia hispanica
Lineage: Eukaryota; Viridiplantae; Streptophyta; Magnoliopsida; Lamiales; Lamiaceae
Gene: TOPP4
Product: type one serine/threonine protein phosphatase 4
Cellular component (GO): nucleus; cytoplasm
Molecular function (GO): protein serine/threonine phosphatase activity
Source: RefSeq, a predicted model, not a curated record
CUCAAACCCCCAAAAUAUCUGUUGCAGAGACCCACAGAGCAACAGGGCAAACGACUCUUCUCGCUCAAAAUCCCAAAAAUCGCACACACCCAUGCGUAUGUGUGUGUGAAGAAAACGCACUCGAGAGGAAGGGAAAGAGGGCGGCAGGGUGAGCUAAUGGACCCUGUGGUUUUGGACAGGAUAAUUGACAAACUAAUUGAGGUCCGAUCCUCGAAGCCGGGCAAAUUAGUGCAGCUCUCGGAGUCUGAGAUUAAGCAGCUUUGUACCGCAUCGCGUGAAAUCUUCAUUAAUCAGCCCAAUCUUCUCGAACUCGAAGCACCUAUCAAGAUUUGUGGUGACAUCCAUGGGCAAUAUAGCGAUCUUUUAAGGCUUUUCGAGUACGGGGGGUUCCCUCCAAAAUCCAAUUACCUAUUUUUGGGUGACUAUGUAGAUCGUGGGAAACAGAGUUUAGAGACGAUAUGCUUAUUGCUUGCAUACAAAAUCAAGUACCCCGAGAAUUUUUUCCUUCUUAGAGGAAACCAUGAAUGUGCUUCUAUAAAUAGGAUAUAUGGAUUUUACGAUGAAUGCAAGCGCCGCUUCAAUGUGAAAUUGUGGAAAGCCUUCACUGACUGCUUUAAUUGGCUUCCUGUUGCUGCACUAGUCGAUGACAAGAUACUAUGCAUGCAUGGGGGCCUUUCUCCAGAACUGAAUAACCUGGAUCAGAUUAGGAGUUUGCCCCGCCCGACUGCUAUACCGGACACUGGUUUGCUCUGUGAUUUGUUAUGGUCAGACCCUGGUAAAGAUGUUAAAGGAUGGGGAAUGAAUGAUAGGGGAGUUUCAUUUACAUUUGGCGCUGAUACAGUCUCAGAGUUCCUGGCAAAACAUGAUUUGGACCUUGUCUGUCGUGCUCAUCAGGUUGUGGAGGAUGGUUAUGAGUUUUUUGCAGAUAGGCAACUUGUAACCGUUUUCUCAGCUCCAAACUACUGUGGUGAAUUUGAUAAUGCUGGUGCAAUGAUGAGCGUUGAUGAAAACUUAAUGUGCUCUUUUCAAAUUCUGAAGCCAGCCGAGAGGAAAAACAAGUUCAUGAUGUCCACUAAAAUGUGAUGCUUCAUCACAUCCUAAUUUUCAAGGUACUAGUCUUCAGUUAGUAGAAGUCGCAGCUGCACCCGGCUUGAUCUCCCCCAAGAGCGUUGAAUAAGAACCGUGCUUAAGCUUUUUUUGUUUUUUUUCCUAUCUCAAACUAUAGUACACUUGAGAAGGAGUUUUUAUUAGCGCAUCUUCAGGGGUGGAUUAGCGGUAGAUAAAGUUUGUUUCAAACUCAUGUUAGCAAACCAUGGGCGCCAUAAUGGGCCAAUUUAUUUGGAAAAUCUUGGCAUAUUUGUCUAGAUUUGAGCUUUGCUUGCAGUGCCUCCAUGAAUUGAUUGAACUAUGUUUUUACUAGUUUAAUGGUAGAGAUGAUUAUGUGUACUA